CGCGCUCCGCACUGGGAGCCCAGCGUCCGCCUCCCCGCGGGGCCGCCGCGCGCCGGGUGCGGCUCUAAAGCAUGCCGGGAAAGACGCUCAAAGGCGAGGGCUUAGCUUCCCCGCGCGCUCAUAGCCCAGCCUGGGAAGGACAAAAGGACUGCGCCUGCGCCUUUAAGGCGGACUCCCGUUCUCGGAGGGAAAUAACGUGGUCACGGACGCGUUUGGAGCUUCCCCCUUUUAACCCGUCCUCUCUCCUCAACAAGGAACGCAGACACACAGAGACGCAGGCAGAGGGAAAAGCAGGCUCCACGCAGGGAGCCCGACGUGGGACUUGAUCCGGAGUCUCCAGGAUCACGCCCUGGACUGAAGGCGUCGCUAAACCGCUGAGCCACCCGGGCUGCCCUGUGUGUUCUGAUAUUUUAAUUGACCGCUUGCAUCUACCAUGUGGUUUGUAGAUGCAAAUAUCUGGAUUAUCUUGAGAGCUUGCAAGAUGUGGCGGCCGUGUGCUUAACCGGGAAGCAGUUUGCUGGCCUCUUUGGUCUGCUCAGCAGCAGGCUCAGGUCGCCAGAGCCGCUCUGUUACAACCAGCGGCAUCAGUUGUGGGUCAGCCCUCUGGCCCCUGCGAGGCAUUUGCGUUUGGGGCCUCUAAAUAUUUGGGUGGAUGGAUGUAGGGAUAUUUAGAACAUUUAUGCGGAUUUGGUCAGAGGUCCCAGAUAACUGGGCAUAUAGUUCAAACUGCUGUUUCUUAUUCUUUUUGUUUUUUUAAAUCUUUUUUAAAGAUUUUAUUUAUUUAUUCAUUAGAGACACACAGAGAGAGGCAGAGACACAGGCAGAGGGAGAAGCAGGCUCCAUUCAGGGAGCCCAACGCAGAGCAGAACUCAAUCUCGGUCUCCAGGAUCACGCCCUGGGCUGAAGGCAGAUGCUCAAGCACUGAGCCACCCGGGCUGCCCUAUUCUUACUCUCAUCAAGGUGUUUUUCCUAUUGGAACAAGACUUUUUGGCCCAGGCUUGGUUAACAUGAAUCAGGAGAUAUUUACGGGAAGAUGUUUGUGAAUUGAUAUUCUGUAAUGACAAAUCUGUAAAAAUUUCUUUAAAGAAAAAAAUUUGAAGCUUGAUUACCUUGAUGUUUUAUGCUACAACAACCGUUAUUGAAAUAGAGGGUACUGAGGAUAAUUUGUAUUAUCUUUGUCCACAAUUAUGGUUUGGUAACCUCCACAACUCUUGGCAAGACUUCAUAUAGGCAAGAAGCGUGUUUGCCCUGGUAAUAGCUCUACCUCACCUCUAGUCUAAGGUUCCUGAAGUCGGAGACUUCUUUUAUUCACAGUGCCUGCUUAAAAAGACCCACCAAUUCCAGUUGAGAUCACCGUGGCAGCCAGACCUUUCCUUCCUCACAAGAAGCAGCAGCUCUUAUCAACAGCAACAGUGACAGAACCUGUGGUUUGGAAAAGGACUCAUGGCUUUGAACCUAGGCCGGAGAACAUUUGCACCAUUUGCCACGAAUCACUGUAGUGUCUUUCUGAAAGCAGUGAGGAGUAGUGGUCUUUCCUUGUUUCCCUGGGGCCGCUGCCCUUGGAGACGAACUGGAAGCUUUUUGGACCCUGAGAUGAAAGCUUUCCUGGAGGAGAACACUGAAGUCACCAGCAGUGGCAGCCUCACCCCUGAAAUCCAGUUGCGGCUUUUGACACCCAGAUGCAAGUUCUGGUGGCAGAGAGCUGACCUGUGGCCCUAUAGCGAACCAUACUGGGCAAUCUACUGGCCUGGAGGCCAAGCCCUGUCUAGGUACCUUUUGGAUAAUCCUGAUGUUGUUAGAGGAAAGUCUGUGUUAGAUCUUGGGAGUGGAUGUGGAGCUACAGCUAUUGCUGCUAAGAUGAGUGGGGCAUCAAGGAUCUUGGCCAACGACAUAGACCCUAUUGCAGGAAUGGCUAUCAGACUGAAUUGUGAAUUGAACCAACUGAAUCCUUUUCCCAUUUUAACCAAAAACAUUUUGGAUUUGGAACAAGAUAAGUGGGACCUUGUUGUGCUUGGAGAUAUGUUUUAUGAUGAGGACCUUGCAGACAGUCUUCAUCAAUGGCUGAAGAAUUGCUUUUGGACCCACAGAACUCGAGUACUGAUUGGUGACCCUGGACGACCCCAAUUCAGUGGACAUAGCAUUCAACAUCAGCUACACAAACUGAUAGAAUAUUCACUUCCAGAGCCCACUAGGAGGGAAAACAAUGGAUUGACAACAAGCACAGUAUGGGAUUUUCAGCCUUGAGUUAUCCAAGUAUGAAUAUAUUAUGUUUGGGUUUAACCCUAAAAGACUCUCCAGUUUAAAGCAUGUAGUUCUUGUAAAAUGGCAAAUCUUGUUUCUAAAAUAUGAAGUCUUAAAGUUU
Messenger RNA from Canis lupus familiaris (dog), 2362 nucleotides. It is a transcript of the gene ETFBKMT, whose product is annotated as electron transfer flavoprotein subunit beta lysine methyltransferase. The record is from RefSeq and is a predicted model, not a curated record. The transcript is spliced from 5 exons. Bases 1444 to 2244 code for a protein of 266 amino acids. Lineage: Eukaryota; Metazoa; Chordata; Mammalia; Carnivora; Canidae. Gene Ontology annotation, biological process: peptidyl-lysine trimethylation. Gene Ontology annotation, molecular function: protein-lysine N-methyltransferase activity. Gene Ontology annotation, cellular component: mitochondrial matrix.